Molecule: messenger RNA, 8348 nt
Organism: Liolophura sinensis
Lineage: Eukaryota; Metazoa; Mollusca; Polyplacophora; Chitonida; Chitonidae
Product: pyruvate kinase PKM-like
Exons: 14
Coding region: 80-2374 (764 amino acids)
Biological process (GO): glycolytic process
Molecular function (GO): magnesium ion binding; potassium ion binding; pyruvate kinase activity
Source: RefSeq, a predicted model, not a curated record
GGAAGAGCCGAUACCGAAGUUUGGCAGCAUCGUAUGCUGCAUGACGUAAUUGUCUGCUGUUUAAGGGUCUAUAGCCAAGAUGCCGGUUGUGAGGUCAAAGUUCGGGCUGACCAGCGAAACUUUGGGCAUGCCCCAGAAGGCUGUGACACCACUGGAACACAUCUGUGAUCUGGACAUUGACACAGAGCCCAACACUAACAGAAUGUCGGGGAUUGUCUGCACUAUAGGUCCUGCGUGCGAUUCAGUCAGAUGUCUGAGGACAAUGAUGGAGAAUGGUUUGAACAUCUGUAGACUUAACCUGGCUCAUGGUUCUUAUGAGUACCACGCUCUAGUAAUCAAGAACAUCAAGGAGGCGGCGACUUUCUUGUCCUCCCCGCGUCAAAUUGCCAUUGCUGUCGACAUCACCGGGCCGGGGAUACGGUUAGGAAAACUCCAAGUGGAACUGGGCAGUGAAGUUUACCUGAAGAAGGGUCACAUGAUCCGACUGACCAAUGACCUGACAUUCCGGGAUGAGGGGACACAGGACUGUGUGUUUGUGUGUAGACCUGUAGUUUGUACGUCUACAUUGUAUGUGUUUGUCUGUCAGGAACUGGGCAGUGAAGUUUACCUGAAGAAGGGUCACAUGAUCCGACUGACCAAUGACCUGACAUUCCGGGAUGAGGGGACACAGGACUGUGUGUUUGUGUGUAGACCUGUAGUUUGUACGUCUACAUUGUAUGUGUUUGUCUGUCAGGAACUGGGCAGUGAAGUUUACCUGAAGAAGGGUCACAUGAUCCGACUGACCAAUGACCUGACAUUCCGGGAUGAGGGGACACAGGACUGUGUGUUUGUGUGUAGACCUGUAGUUUGUACGGCUACAUUGUAUGUGUUUGUCUGUCAGGAACUGGGCAGUGAAGUUUACCUGAAGAAGGGUCACAUGAUCCGACUGACCAAUGACCUGACAUUCCGGGAUGAGGGGACACAGGACUGCAUGUUUGUGGACCAUAUCGAGCUCAUCGAGAAAACCAAAAUAGGAAGCCACAUUUUUAUCGAAGAUGGAACUACUUCACUUGUGGUGAAGGAGAAAGGUUCAGACUUUAUCAUCUGUGAGGUUGAUGAUGAAGGGAUUAUAGGAAGCAGACAUUACUGUAACAUCCCCGGUGUGUUACCAUGGAAACCAGAGCUGAGAUUGUGUUCAGACUUUAUCAUCUGUGAGGUUGAUGAUGAAGGGAUUAUAGGAAGCAGACAUUACUGUAACAUCCCCGGUGUGUUACCAGGUUCAGACUUUAUUAUCUGUGAGGUUGAUGAUGAAGGGAUUAUAGGAAGCAGACAUUACUGUAACAUCCCCGGUGUGUUACCAGGCAAGCCAGAGCUGACCAGAAAAGACAAGAAAGAUAUUAAGUUUGUUUUGGAUCACAAUAUUGACAUCAUCUUUGCUUCAUACAUCUGGAGUGCCACGGAAAUAGACGAGAUUCGCGAACGUCUCGGUGCAAAGGGACAGAAUGUCAAGGUGAUUGCCAAGAUUGAAAACUACGAGGGUGUACGGAGGUUUGAUGACAUACUAAAACACUCUGACGGAAUUAUGGUUGCUAGGGGUAACCUAGGCAUCGACAUCUCCCCGGAAAAAGUCUUCCUCGCUCAGAAAAUGAUGAUCGGCAAAUGUAAUAAGGCAGGGAAACCAGCUAUCAUUGCGACACAGAUGUUGGACAGCAUGACGAGGAACCCUCGCCCGACACGCGCUGAAGUUGCAGAUGUGGCAAACGCUGUCCUCGAUGGUGCGGACUGUGUGAUGCUGGGGAAAGAGACAGCCAUGGGGAAGCAUCCAAUCAAAACUGUCAAAACUAUAUUAAGUAUUUGUAGAGAAGCGGAGUCGACGGUGUUCCAUGAGAAAGUGUUCCGAGAACUCCGGGAGGAGAUCACGGGCCCGACCGGAAGCACCCACACCACUGCUGUGGCCGCAGUGGAGGCCGCAUUCAGAUGUCAGGCCACAGCCAUAUUUGUUAUCACAUCUACUGGACGCUCUGCGGCGCUCCUGGCUCAGUACAGGCCUCCCUGUGUUAUCGUCGCGGUGACGAGGAGCAGUCAGGUUGCUAGGCAACUGCACCUACAUCGUGGAGUGUUCCCAGUCUUCCAUGAUUUUACACGCUCGCCUGAUUGGAUGACAGACAUUGAUCACCGAAUCACACGCGCUGUCAUGAUUGCCAAAGACCGCGGAUAUGUCAAACCCAAUGACGUCAUCAUCUUGGUUACGGGGUGGACAGCGGGAGCGGGAUCCACGAACACAGUGCGAGUUAUCAACCUGAUGGAGGAGAUAGAACAGCAGACGUUCAUGUCAAGUCGUCAUCUGAAAGCGCCCUCUACCAUGGCCCGCGUCCAAUCCGCGGACAUUCUGUGAGAAGUUUUGGACAUUGUCAUAUGGAGCUCUUUUGUUGGUAGUCUUGUGGUCACUUUCACGGAAUUUGAAAUUUCUUGCCGCACUUUGCCAUAAAUGAUGUUCAGUUGGUAGUGUCAGAAAGCCAAGCGGUUUACGAGAAAAGUCAGGAAAGAUUAACAAACAAACAGCUAUGAAAGUGGCCCUGGUUGGUGUCCUCAUAGCCAGGCUCAGACAAGCUUUGACUUAAAUCUUUAGUGUAGAUAACUUUCUAGGUGAAAUUAAUGUCAAACUCAAAGGUGUUCCUUUAAAAUUUUGAGAGGUGAAAGGUUUAUGUAGGGUGAAAGAUUUACUGUAAAGGUUUUGAUAAUAGUGUUGGAAUUUUUACAUGAUUUACAUUCAUUCUACGAGUUGAGGUUCACUCGUGUAUGUAUGGACAGUCAAAGAUGGUAAACAUCAUUGUUUUGUCUCCAUGUGCCUUUGGAACAUUAUGAUGUCAUUUUGACACAGGAACCUUUGCAUGCAGCCAUGUAGUGUUACGUACACAUAACUACCAUGGCAACCACUACUACCAUGGCAACCAUUACUACCAUGGCAACCAUUACUACAUGAAGUACAUGGAUGUGGCAGAAAUUAACAUGCGUAUAAUGGUAAGAUGGCUUCAUGCGGGUUUGUCCUAACCAAUAAGUCUGACAUCCAAAAAUAUGACACGUAUAUUUACACACACAAAAAUGUCACACAGAUAUCUACACUCACAAAAAUGUCACAGAUACACACAAAAAUGUCAGAUAUUUACACGCACAAAAAUGUCAGAUAUUUACACACACACAAAUGUCACACAUAUACACACAAAAAUAUAUUUACACCCAAAAAUGUCACACAGAUAUCUACACACACAAAAAUGUGACAGAUAUUUACAUACACGGAAAUGUAAUUAAUGUUGCACAUUUUAACACUUUGGUGAGUAUUUAUUAUGCCCAUAGAGAAUCUUUGACCGUUUGUUGGCCGGUAAAACAAGCAAAGAAAUAAAUUUGCUUGAUAACCUGUAAGCGACAUCUUUGAAUUCGGAUCUCCACUGCUGCCACAAAGGCUUACUCUCUUUUUCCACUGUUUUCCAGUGCCAAAAUCUGUCCGGCUUGCUGUUGAGGUUCCUGGUUGUAGGUUCUUGAUAAAAACCCUACACGCAAAAUGAAUAAUAACAGUGUAUAAUAAACCUGUAUUUAUUGAGUGUAGUAAAACAUUCCAUAUUAUAAAAAAAAAAAAAAAUGGAAGGGGUCUAAGAGCGCCCAGUACUGUAAGAAUGGGAAUGUUUUGUUUGCAAGAGGAACUCACCAAUGUAUAUGGCCUGAAAAAUCCUCCAAAAUGAUCUUUUGACGCAGAUAGAACCAUAAAUUAUUACUUUUGGUGCUGAGUUUUAUAUUUUCGUGUUCAGAUGUCAUCCUACCUUUCAAACAAACCUCAAAACAUUUGUCUAUGGUCAGUGAACUCCUAGAAUCAGUCAGAAUGGGACGAAAUUUGAGGUGAAAUACGGUAGGUCUUGCAUCAUUUGACAGCGUGGUUUAUCACCUGAAUUCUUUUGUCGGAGAAUUACUGUACACUCUUAGAACGACCUAGGAGCUUUGUUUUUCCAGAGUACAAGCGAAUGCUCAAUUUCCUUUUUUAUUCCAAAUUUAAGUACUAUAUGACGAUUACAUAUCAUUUGCAAAUGUGAACCACGUUAUGCAAAGCCAUAUGUCCUUUGUGUGACGGACAGACGCCAUGUUUUUGGGGAUAGUUCACCAUUUCUUCUGGGAACACAGAGAUACAGGAUUCGUUCUUGUACUACCAUGGCAAGUCACUAGCUUGCCUCUAGUUCACCUUUAGCUGGUGUCUAGCUUUCCACGGUUGUCCCAAUAGCCUACGUCUACUGUAACUUGUAAAAGUGUUCUCUAGGGAGUAAUAAUUAACUGUGCAAAGCUUCUCUGCACAUUUUCUUCACAGACAAGAAACCCGAGUCCACACAGCCAGCGUUAAGUAAAAAUUUAAAAUUUGAUUAAAAUUUUGUUUCCCUUUGAUGUCAUGAGAGGUAUCUGGAACAAUAUGAAAACCCUUGGAUGGUAAAUUGCUCACUGCAUUGAGCAUUACAAUUUGAUUUCAACCAAAAAUGUUUUUGAAAACAACCUCAGAGACCUGAGAUUUUUGUCUGUUUGGUAGGAGUACAACUCAUGUCUUUUUUUUUAAGCAAACAUUUUCAAGAAAAUGUUCUGGAUUUAGCUUAGAGGUGCAAUAACAUGGCAAAACAAAGUGAUGUCAGAAGUAGUCUCCUGUUUUUCAUACCUGUGCUUGCUUUGCUCAGUCAGCACCCAAGCAAUUUCUUCACACCGAGUACCCUGUUUUCUGACUAGUCUUUUUCUAUGUAAAGACAAUCGAGGUGAAAGAAUCAAGACGUGUAUAUACAACAGACAUUCCUGGGGUUGUAGACACUCGGCAAGUGGAAGGCGUGAAGAAGGGCUUCGUUACGACAAAAAUCGAUUGUAGCUAAACGUCUUCAACGUUACAAUGUAUCGGUUUAUUUUGUAAGGUCGCGCGGUCUUUAAUGUGACGUCAUAAUGAUGAGCUGAGAAAGGAACAUUUUACGUCAAGGUCCAGGUGGCUGGUGUUUGACAGGUCCCCAUUGUAACAAGGUGGGCCAAUGAUUGUGCUAUGAACGAGUAAAGAUGUUCGUAGUAUGUUAGAAAAAAGGCAGGAGACAUAGCAGUUCAUUUUGCAUGGGAUGUCUUCUUGAAACACUUGCAUUUUUUGUGUAUGUUAAUAUUAUCAUUGAUAUAUGAAACAUAAAUCGAAAUGUAAGGUUACGUCUUUCAUUAAGUAACCUCAAACUUUAGGACAAUUACAUGAAAACUUGUAACGUAAUCAGGAAAUAUUCUUUAUGAUUGUUAUUGUAAUAUGUAAAAUUAUUGCCCUUGUAAAAUCACAUGGUCAAGUGGUAAUAGUUGAAUGGCAAUCUACAUCGAUUCUACAUGGUACUAAUGACAUUGUCACUUUAGUCAGUUAAAAUUUUUGUUCUAUGAGCAGAGCCAUUCACGGUCCGAGAAGGGCUUUAAAAAAAAUAAUACUGAAAAAUCAUCUACUUUGUGAGAAAUGUGAGCUCUCCCAGAAAUUGUUCAUGAUAAAAGUGUUUAUGUGAUUUGAAAAUCAUAAAAAAAUAUAUAUAUGAAGAUGGGACAAAAUGAAAAGGUUGAUUUUAAAUUUUAUUUUUAUUCCAUUGUUAGAUUUUGAGUGUGAGCUUGCCAGUAAAACACGAACUAAAAUUGAUGUUUCCUCAGACCACUUUGAGAUGCAAACCAGUCCAGGAUGUGAAUAUCUAGCAACUGCCUUGUUCUCGUCUGAAAGCAAAUUAAGGUCAGUGGUCUGGCCGUAAAAUAUGUUAUUUGUAUGUCUGUGUUCUAAAACAUUUGAUUUACUUGGCUGCGGCUCAAUUUAAAUGGCAGUGAGAGUGGAGAUUUUCCAGCUAUUUUUCUCAUGACUCCUUAACUGUUAAUUGUUAAGUUUGACUCCCAAACUGGUGCUAAUUGUGAAGUUUGACUCCGAAAUAGGUGUUAAUUGUGAAGUUUUACUCCCACACUGUUGUUAAUUGUGAAGUUUGACUCCCACACAGGUGUUACACAUGACUGUUUGUAUGACAAACGUCUCUCAUUUAUGUAUCAAAUGUUAACUCUAAUAUUCCAGUGUAGUUCGUCUGACAAACGUCUCUCAUUUAUGUAUCAAAUGUUAGCUCUAAUAGUACAGUGUAAUUCGUCUGACAAACGUCUCUCAUUUAUGUAUCAAAUGUUAACGCUAAUAUCCCAGUGAAGUUCGUCUGACAAACGUCUCUCAUUUCUGUAUCAAAUGUUAAUGCUAAUAUUCCUCUGUAAUUCAUCUCACAAAAAUUUAAGAUUUAUGUAACAACUCUUAAUGCUAAUAUUCCAGUGUAAUUCGUUUGACAAACGUCUCUGAUUUAUGUAUCAAAUGUUAACGCUAAUAUACCCCAGUAAUUCAUCUCACAAAAAUUUCGGAUUUAUGUAUCAAUUGUUAUCGCUAAUAUUCCACAAUAAUUCGUAUGACAAACGUCUCUGAUUUAUGUAGCAACUGUUGAUGGUAAUAUAUCCCAGUAAUUCGUCUGACAAACGUUUCUGAUUUAUGUAUCAAGUGUUAAUGCUAAUAUCCCCCGGUAAUUUGUCUGACAAACUUCUCUAAUUUUAUGUAUCAAGUGUUAAUGCUAAUAUCAGUAAUUCGUCUGACAAACGUCUCUGAUUUAUGUAUCAAGUGUUAAUACUAAUAUCCCCCAGUAAUUCGUCUGACAAACUUCUCUAAUUUUAUGUAUCAAGUGUUAAUGCUAAUUUCAGUAAUUCGUCUGACGAAUGCAACAACUGUUGAUGGUAAUAUCCCCCAGUAAUUCGUCUGACAAACGUCUCUGAUUUAUGUAGCAACUGUUGAUGGUAAUGUCCCCGAGUAAUUCGUCUGACAAACGUCUCUGAUUUAUGCAACAACUGUUGAUGGUAAUAUCCCCCAGUAAUUCGUCUGACAAACGUCUCUGAUUUAUGUAACAACUGUUGAUGGUAAUAUCCCCCAGUAAAUCGUCUGACAAACGUCUCUGAUUUAUGUCAGAAACGGUCAAUGUAAUUUGUCUCGUAGACCAGGAAGUCUUAUUUAUAUAUACAAAUUGUGGCUAAUACAGUAGCCUAAUUCCUCAGAUAAAAUUCCUCAUUUUAUCAACAUAGAAUGUUGUCCUCAGAAAUUGCUUGAAUUAACACCGGGCGCUAACCAACUGUGACGCAAAGGCCCCCUCGACCGGGCAAGCAUGCGAAAAGGGUGAAGAAUUACAGUUAUUUGUUAACAAACAAAGCUUAAGCUUAAGUAACAAACAUCUAAGGUAAAUGAGGAAUUACUGAUUUUUGUUUUGCAGUAGUCAAAUUUAUGUAAUAUGCAUGUAUUAUUACUGAUGUGCAGCGGUAAAUUGUCUUACAAAACUCUCAUAUCAAUGUUGCUUAUUAUUUGUACAAAGUCCUGAAGUAAAUGUCUUAUUAUUAGUCUCUGGUUUAUUGAUUUAUCAACAUCAUUUUUUUUUUAAAUGAAACAAAAUUAGGUUAAAAAAUAUGUUAAUUAGGAAUUAGCCUGUUUUGCUGUAAAACAUUUACCUUUGAAUUAUAUUUUUUCUUAGCGGACAAGAAUUUUUGCUGAUUGAGACUUAUAAUAUGAUCCUGAACAGAACAUGUUAUCUCAGUGGUUUUAAAGAUCUAUAUAAUAUGAUCCUGAACAGAACAUGUUAGCUCAGUGGUUUUAAAGAUCUAUAUAAUAUGAUCCUGAACAGAACAUGUUAGCUCAGUGGUUUUAAAGAUCUAAUGCGUUCCACAUCGUUGAACAAAGAUUUUUUCCUUCUUGGCUUUGCUUUGUUUAAGUUUGUAGUAAAGAUACUUUUUUAAAAAUUUUAUGAACGUGCUCAAAGUUUGUAUAGGGCGUGGGUUUAAAACUGCAUAUUAUUACGCCUAUAUGUACUGUUAACACAUUAAAUAAAAUAAGGAUCAAAAAUAGUAAGUACUGAUAAUUCCAUGAGGUUGACCAGGUAACUGAUUACGGUUUGCUGUUUUUACCCAAGGGGUAGGAAACUGUUUUGCUUGAUAGUCUUACUCUGUCAUUUCUUGCUUGUUUUUUCCACCUUUUUUAUUGUUUUCUUUUUUUAUUAUUGCAUGCCAUGUUUUUGGUGGACUGUGUUGUGCACUACUCUUUUGUUCUGUCUUAUCAUUAUCGUGUGGGUGAAUCCCUAAAUUGUAACAGAAGCCUGUUACACAAGCCUGUUACAAGACCUGCAUUUCUUUAGUUCCGAUCUCAAGACUGAAGCUUCUAAUAUGAGAUCAUAACAUGAACAAAUGUCUUAUCGUGCUUACAGCCAGAACCUUGUCGAACUGCACAUCUAAACUUACUAUUAUACUCUGUAUGCAUAAAAAGUGCUUUGAUAAUAAAAUAUGUAUGAAGAAAACCA